AUGACCUACCUACGUCCAAUGACCUACCUACGUCCAAUGACCUACCUACGUCCAAUGACCUACCUACGUCCAAUGACCUACUACGCAGACCUACCUACGUCCAAUGACCUACCUACGUCCAAUGACCUACCUACGUCCAAUGACCUACCUACGUCCAAUGACCUACCUACGUCCAAUGACCUACCUACGUCCAAUGACCUACCUACGUCCAAUGACCUACCUACGUCCAAUGACCUACCUACGUCCAAUGACCUACCUACGUCCAAUGACCUACCUACGUCCAAUGACCUACCUACGUCCAAUGACCUACCUACGUCCAAUGACCUACCUACGUCCAAUGACCUACCUACGUCCAAUGACCUACCUACGUCCAAUGACCUACCUACGUCCAAUGACCUACCUACGUCCAAUGACCUACCUACGUCCAAUGACCUACCUACGUCCAAUGACCUACCUACGUCCAAUGACCUACCUACGUCCAAUGACCUACCUACGUCCAAUGACCUACCUACGUAG
This is a messenger RNA of Dreissena polymorpha, 516 nucleotides long. RefSeq lists its product as uncharacterized. Bases 1 to 516 code for a protein of 171 amino acids. NCBI's taxonomy places the organism in Eukaryota, Metazoa, Mollusca, Bivalvia, Myida, Dreissenidae. The record is from RefSeq and is a predicted model, not a curated record. The transcript has a single exon.